AUGUCGCGUGCCGCAACCGUGCCGUUCGACGCCGAGGCGUUUGCGCCGAAGAGGAGCGGCUAUGACACGGUCUACUUGGCAGCGGCCGACCGCUGGGGCAACGCAUGCUCUUUCAUCAACUCCAACUACCAGGGCUUCGGCUCUUGCAUCGUGCCCGAGGGCUGUGGCUUCACCCUGCAGAACCGAGGGCAGAACUUCAUCGUCCGGGAGGGCCACCCCAAUUGCGUCGGGCCGCGCAAGUUCUGCUACCACACCAUUAUCCCCGGCCUCGUCACCUGGGAGCCUUCGGGCCAGCUCUUUGGCACGCUGGGCGUCAUGGGAGGAUUCAUGCAGCCGCAGGGCCACCUGCAGGUGCUCGCUGGCAUGGUCGACUACGGUUUGGACCCCCAGGCCGCCUUGGACCAGCCGCGAUUUUGCUUGCAAGGUGUGGAUAGCGCACUCGGCCCGGAGACGGCAGAGUCAUCGAUCCUUCUUUUGGAGGAAGGCGUGCCCAAGGAAACGCAGGAGGAGCUGCAACGCAUGGGCCAUCCCUGCAAGCCCGUGUCUGGUUGGGCGCGGCACGUCUUUGGCCGGGGUCAAGUCAUCUGCCGCGACCCAAACACCGGCGUCCUCUCCGGGGGCACGGAGCCUCGCGCCGACGGGGCCGUGCUGGCCUGGUAG
This is a messenger RNA of Symbiodinium natans, 660 nucleotides long. NCBI's taxonomy places the organism in Eukaryota, Dinophyceae, Suessiales, Symbiodiniaceae. The record is from the annotation of a GenBank genome assembly.